GUUUCGCGCACAAAACAACCGAAUCGGACAGGGAUAAAACUGACAAAUGGCGGACGAAGAAGUUCAGGCCCUGGUUGUGGACAAUGGUUCGGGAAUGUGCAAAGCUGGUUUCGCUGGUGACGAUGCGCCUCGUGCUGUCUUCCCCUCAAUUGUUGGACGUCCACGUCACCAAGGUGUGAUGGUCGGUAUGGGACAAAAGGAUAGCUACGUUGGUGAUGAAGCCCAGUCCAAACGAGGUAUCCUCACCCUCAAAUACCCAAUCGAACACGGCAUCGUGACCAACUGGGAUGAUAUGGAGAAGAUCUGGCAUCACACUUUCUACAAUGAGUUGCGAGUCGCGCCCGAGGAACACCCCGUUCUGCUCACCGAAGCCCCGUUGAAUCCGAAGGCCAACCGAGAGAAGAUGACACAGAUCAUGUUCGAAACAUUCAACUCACCAGCCAUGUAUGUGGGCAUCCAGGCUGUGCUGUCCCUGUACGCGUCGGGUCGUACGACCGGUAUCGUGCUGGACUCUGGUGACGGUGUCACACACGCAGUCCCAAUCUAUGAGGGUUACGCGCUUCCUCACGCCAUCCUCCGUCUCGAUCUGGCUGGUCGUGAUCUGACUGACUACCUGAUGAAAAUCCUGACCGAGCGUGGUUACAGUUUCACGACAACGGCCGAGCGAGAAAUCGUGCGUGAUAUCAAGGAGAAAGUUGUGCUAGUGGCUCUGGACUUCGAGCAGGAGAUGGCGACCGCGGCAUCGAGCUCCUCACUGGAGAAGAGCUACGAACUGCCUGAUGGGUAG
Opisthorchis viverrini is the source of this 787-nucleotide messenger RNA. RefSeq lists its product as hypothetical. The record is from RefSeq and is a predicted model, not a curated record. The transcript has 2 exons. Lineage: Eukaryota; Metazoa; Platyhelminthes; Trematoda; Opisthorchiida; Opisthorchiidae. The coding region runs from base 47 to 787 and encodes 246 amino acids.